AUGCAUCGUCAAAAGAGCAUUCUAGCCACCAUCUGCAUACAGGCAGCAGUACCUUUGGUGACGUAUCUGCCCUUGUUUCUCUCUAUUCUUAUUGUCGAUAACUCCUGGGGAAUUUCUACAUCAGAAAGCGCACAGUGGUAUGAUAUGGGUGUGGUUCACUACGCGGCUGCUUGGGGUCCAGCUAUAGAUGCUUUAGCAAGCAUAGCAUGCUUGAAGCCUUAUAGGUAGGC
This is a messenger RNA of Cylicostephanus goldi, 230 nucleotides long. The record is from the annotation of a GenBank genome assembly. Lineage: Eukaryota; Metazoa; Nematoda; Chromadorea; Rhabditida; Strongylidae.